Messenger RNA from Brassica oleracea var. oleracea, 1096 nucleotides. Its product is annotated as cytochrome P450 76C4-like. Gene Ontology annotation, molecular function: heme binding; iron ion binding; oxidoreductase activity, acting on paired donors, with incorporation or reduction of molecular oxygen. Lineage: Eukaryota; Viridiplantae; Streptophyta; Magnoliopsida; Brassicales; Brassicaceae. The transcript has 3 exons. The coding region runs from base 69 to 1016 and encodes 315 amino acids. The record is from RefSeq and is a predicted model, not a curated record.
GUCAACUACACAUCUAUGAUAUGUUUACAUAGAUUCGUUACGUUUUUCUAUCCCUUAAGAAACACCAGAUGGAGAUCACUUCAGAAAAUUCUAUGUCCUUGCUCUUUUGCUUUAUCUCAUCAUGUUUCCUUGUCUUCAUCACCGCAAGAUUCCGACGGGGCUCUCGCCUAACCGUUACGCUGCCUCCUGGACCUCCACGAUUACCGUUCAUCGGAAACAUUCACCAAGUUGGUAAAAACCCACACCGCUCAUUCGCCGACCUCUCAAAAACCUAUGGACCAGUAAUGAGCCUUAAUCUUGGAUCUUUAAAGUCGGUGGUCAUAACUUCACCAGAAGCUGCAAGAGAGGUUCUAAGAACACAUGACCAAAUCUUGUCUGCCCGUAAGUCUACUGACUCGAUACGGUCCGUUGGUCACCACGAAGUUUCAGUCAUCUGGCUUCCUGCGUCGUCUGCUCGUUGGAGGAUGUUGAGGAAAUUGUCGAUAAAUCAGAUGUUUUCACCGCAGCGUAUGGAAGCCAGGAAAGCUCUCCGAAUGAAGAAGGUGCAAGAGCUUGUGAGCUUCAUGCAUGAGCGUAGUGAGAAAGGAGAGGCUGUUGAUAUCUCUCGUGCAUCUUUCACCACAGUUCUUAAUAUCAUAUCAAACAUUCUGUUUUCAGUUGAUCUCGGUAGCUACGACGUCACGAGCAAAUCCAAUAGAUUUCGGGACACGGUGAUUGCUACAAUGGAAGCUGCCGGGAAACCAGACGCUGCCAAUUACUUUCCGUUUAUGAGGUUUCUUGACCUGCAAGGUAAUAGGAAGAAUAUGAAGGCUUGCACUGAGAGAUUGUUUAGGGUUUUCCGUGGAUUCAUUGAUGCUAAACUGACGGAGAAAUCAUUGGAUAACUCUAAAGAUGUCUCAGACAGCGACUUCCUAGAUGCGCUUCUCGUCCUAGUGGAAGGAGAUGAAACCGAGCUUGACAACAACGAUAUUGAACACCUUCUAUUGCAGGCACGGAUACAAGCUCUAGCACCCUAGAGUGGGCAAUGGCAGAGUUACUUAAUAACCCAAAAUCACUAGCCAGAGCUCAAGGCGAGAUGGAUUGUGUGAUAGGCCAA